AGACGGCGGAGAGAGGAGAGUGACGCUCAGGCAUUCAUCAGCCACAUCUCGCAGUGGGAGGGGAGAGGAGGGGGACUGAAGCCUCGGAGCUCUCCGGUAACAGAGACAGUAGACGGCACUGACUCACGCAGCACGUUGUUGGACCCUUCCAGACCUGCAGCUGAAAACCCGACGGGAGAGCGAGGAGGAUAAAGACACAAUAAGAACUUUUAUCCCAUUUUUCUUUCCUUUCGAAGGGGAUAUUAUCUUUGAAAUCCUUUCUGGACAGCAUCGUUUUAACUCUGAGCGCUAAACAAAUCAGAAUGUGUUUUAGUUAUUCAUAAACACCAGAUGGCGGUGAUUUUAAACGUUAUUUGAGAGAGUGUUGGGACGGGAGCAGGUGUUUUUCCCCACUCCGUCGCAAAAUUACUCCAAAAAAAAAAAAAACUGCAGAAGAUUAUUUUUUGUUUGUCCUCAAUUUUGACUAAUUUAACUCACUCUAACCGAGCCACUUCAUCUCCUAUUCUUCUUAUUUUUCUUCCACCACCAAUCGCCUCCACUUGCUUAAAACCAGCCACCGAGGGGACAAGAGUACAGUCUGCCUGCGAGCGGUCAAAGGAAAUGAAAACAAUCUGCUGAAGGAUGCUACUUCCAUAGACAGUCCGAACAGCCGCUGUCAAUAUGUUCAGGCGAGGUUAUGGCGGGGUGGAGUUGCUGCUGGUGCUGUGGGGCCUGGAUCUCUCUAUGCCCUGCCCCCGCCACUGCAUCUGCUACACUUCACCUAGCACCGUUUCCUGUCAGGCUCACAACUUCCAUGCCGUGCCCGAGGGCAUCCCCGCUCAGAGUGAGCGUGUCUUCUUGCAGAACAACAAGAUCCAGCGGCUGCUCCGCGGCCACUUUUCGCCCACCACCACCAUGCUGUGGCUUUACUCGAACAACCUCUCCUACAUACAGCCGUCCACGUUUCACGGCUUUGACCGGCUGGAGGAGCUCGACCUGGGGGAUAACCGGCACCUGAAGGCCGUCGCCUCAGACACCUUUAUGGGUCUGGGUCGGCUACACGCGCUGCACCUGUACCAUUGUGGCCUCAUCAGUCUGCCCCCAGGGAUCUUUGCUGGUCUACAUAAUCUUCAGUAUCUCUACCUACAGGAUAACCAAUUAGAGUUCUUAGAGGACGAUUUAUUCAUCGACCUCCUGAACCUAAGCCAUCUCUUCCUGCACGGGAAUCGGCUUUGGAGUCUUCGCCAGAACACUUUCCGAGGAUUGGGCGUCUUGGAUCGACUCCUUCUGCACCAGAACCGAAUCCAGUGGGUUGAUCGGCAGGCUUUCCAUGACCUUCGGCGUCUCACCACGCUCUACCUGUUCAAUAACUCCAUCACUGAGCUGUCCGGUGCCACCCUGAUGCAGCUGCCGGCCUUGGAGUACCUGCGUCUAAAUGACAAUCCCUGGGAAUGUGACUGCAAGGCGUUAUCCCUCUGGGACUGGCUGCGAAGGUUUAGGGGCUCCACAUCCACUCUGAUCUGCGUUUCACCGCCGGAGUUGGCAGGAAAGGAUAUGAAGAUGGUGAAGAAGGAAGAGCUACCCAGCUGCUUGUCAAAUGAGGGUCACAGAAGAGGCAACUCUGGAGGGGAGAUGGAGCAUGGAGACUCUUUAAACCACCUAAACCGCCACCGAAUCCAUCACAACCAUCAUCAGCGGCCGUACCUGCCGCAUGGGGACCAGUACAGCUUGCCUUCGCCGUCACCCCUGCCGCGUCCACCGAAGGGAAGCCGCAAAAACUGUACCCGCCGGGGCCGUAAGGGAAAAGGGGGGCUCAAUGAGGUACAGGUACUUCAGGAGGGGGAUGAGAAGGACUACUCUCCAGAUGGAGGUAAAUAUGAUAUGUCUGCAUCCUCAAGAAGGAGAAACAAGUGCAUCCCCAGAACUUCUGUUGGUCCACCAAGUGGAGUCCAGAGAGCUAAUAACACUGGAUCCCACGCAGCAGCAUUUAUUCCCUGUUUGUCAUCAGCUCUGUUUUUGUCAAUCUAUUUUGUGAUCCUGCGCUGAAACAGAACCCAGACACUUACGUGCUAAUGAUGCAACCUUAUUAUUAAUUCUCCUAAAAAAAAUAAAAAAUACCCUGUCCUGGCUAUUUAAGGAGACAUGUGGACAACCAAGUGUGUACUUGACACUGUUUUGGGAACAUUGUGAAGUAUUCCUGUGGUAAAAAUGCAGGGAUUCUUAUGUGUCAAAAGAUGGAAGUCAGGGAGCGCCACUCAGCCCACUGUUUUGAUGAUGUCAGCAUAGAAACAACAGGGAAACUUCUGUCUCUUUGGCAUCAGUCACUUCAUCAAAUUUAUGUACUCAUAAAAACUGUACAGCCUCAUGAAAUAAUGAGCCAAUUAUUCAUUCAAAUUACAGUGAGAGCACACAGUAAGUAACAAAACAGCUAACCCUCUUGACUCAGUAGUGCUCUCACAGCACAGCCUUGAUCUGUCACUCACACUAGGACAAAGACAGUCAUUUAAAGCUGUCUCUUUGCUCACUCAACAGCACCUUAAGAUCAAGAAACAAAGUACCGCAGACACUGGUGGCAGGAAAAUGAGUCAUUGUGAAGAGUUUCAGCGGUAAUAGCUGUAAUCACUAUCAAUCCGCCGGCAAAUUGGCUCUGCACCCACGUCUCACAGCAGUUUUAAUGCACAUCUGUACACUUUGGCAUCUAAAUAAUACAGCUGAAAUUGUCACACAACAAUAUAACUGUCAGUUCGUCAAAGCAGUCCAGUCGAAAGCUAUCAUUUGUCCUCAACUUUGCAUACCAACCUAAAAGCCAUUCCAAGCCAACAAAUCAUUCUAAAGGCCAACUGGUCUCAUUCAGCAUCCUAGAGUGAGUGAAUAUUUCUGAGAAACUGUCGUGUAAUUGUGGGUGUAAAGUGGAAAAGGAAAAUAAAUACUCUAAAGCCAUGUGGAUACAACAAAGCUAGAUAAAAAGAGUGCCUGAUGGGAGCCAGUUAUCCUAUGAACAACAUCUGGAGGCGAGAGGCAAUUUCAUUCACUCUGCAACUUCUCUUGGUUGAGCACCUCUCUGCAGGCUAAGAAAAAGCAGGGGAUUUAGUCUCAGUCAUAAAACUUCUCAUUCACUGAAAGUGAUGUGCGCUUCUCUCUGUAAUGCAAUGGAGGUUUGUGUAUCAUUCAAAAGCACCGGUCAGUCCAAACAGUCACAGAAAACAGAUUCUGUGUCAGAGGUUUGAUCAGCCUCUGUUGAGUAAAAAGUAAGGUCAGAGUGUGUGACGAAUGAAGGAGCUUGCGGUCUCCUCCUCUCUGGUUUGUUAACAAGGACUUGUUGAUCUUCAAGCCUGUUUGAAGAGUUGGAUUUUAUCGCUGCUAGGUCUGAAGAGAGGAAAUCCCUGUGACAUGUGGAGGCUAUGUGCUCUUCUCCAAGAAUUACGCAUGAAAAAAGAACAGUGGGAUACAGCACACCCUUUGAUAACAGAGCAGUUCAACAGUGGUCUUCCCCCGGAAAGUAAAAAAAAGACCAACCACCUUCACAGCAAACUUCAAACCCGGGACUCUCAUUUGGUUUUUUCUCCAGACAUCCUGUUUUUCUGUGCAGCUCACCUAAAGUCUCCACCACUCAAUUGAAAUAGGUGGAAACUGAUAACACAAAUCAUAACUUCAUAAUUUUCUACAGCAAAACAAAGCAUUGUUGUCUUUAUUUGAACUAGCUGCUCCUCAUAAGUAGGGAUGCGCCAAUAAAUUGACAUGUGACAGGAAGUGGACAGUUUUCAGCUUCAAUACCUCCAGUAGGCCACCAGCCAUUUGGAAACUCAAAUUUGGUUGUUGCUCUGGUUGAACUCCAGAGAUCACUCAAAAGUACAAAAGACUCAAAGUUAGCUAAGUUAGCUCAGGAUCAAGUUUAAAAAUAAGACAAGAACAAAUAAUAAGAUCAAAGAAGCAACACUUUUUCUUUAAACACGCCUGUAGUUAUUUAUUUUGAAAGAGGGAGAGUUUGAUUUUCAGCUGAUAAUAGAAAGGCUGAACAGAGUCCAGAAAAAUGUCUUAAUUUUAUCCUUUUGAAUAUUCUACCCUGGUCUAUCUUGGCUGCCUUUUGGAAAUCUCAGUUAAAUGAUCAGUUUGGAUUGUUUAAUUUAGCACUAACAGCUGUCUUUCCUGUUGUAGACAGAUUCACCCGAGGUGAAUAAAUUCCCAAAGUGAAUCAAAUUAACCAUUUGUUUUAACUUAUUUUCUGAGGUUAAAAACAAUUCAAACUAAAAAUGAGCGAGAGAAACCUAUGUUAGCAACUAGAUUGUCACAUUAUACUGUUAUUGAUGAUAGUGAACUGGGAAGAAGUAGUUCCUCAUUGACCCCCUGGUUCAUGUCGACCAGCAGUCAAUAGAUGAGAGGUGGAGUCCAUUGACUGCUGGAGUAGAAACCCUUCAAGUGAGCCAGAGGUAGUAAGUGGGUAUUGAAGAUGUAUAGACUGCAACUCAUUAUCAGUGCAUCUGCACUGGUUUGUGCUCUAUGCAUAAAGGAGAAGGUGAAAAGGAAGAACAUUACUGCAGUUUUUCUAUCCUUUUGAUCCUGAGAUAAUUAUCAUCAUCAUCAUCAUCAUCCACAUCAGAAAAACAGCGAGCCUCUUUUCACUGUACAUCCAUAAAAAAUACAAUCUUGCUUUUAAAGAUACCUUUGUGCUCAUGAUCUGAGUACCAUUCCAAGAAACAUGAGCUGACAGUAGCAUUGAAUACAUUUUGGUCUAAUAUAAGUUAGUGAUCCAUUCAUUGUGUUUCAUAAACAUGUGGAGUAGUCAUACUAAUUGGUAAUAUCGGAUGCUAAACACAGUUUAAAAUGUGAACUCCAUUAUUAUUGUGUUACUUUGGCCCUGAAGCGCAAACCACUUCAACAAAUCACUACACACAACAACCUAUUCAAAAACAUGACAUUAACUAAGCACAAUUACAACAACAUUAACAAAAGAGAAGAUGAAAGUCUCAGUGGGAAAACUAAGACAUUCCUGAUUGGUUGAUAUCACUUUUGACUUUAGAACUGGAAAUUAUUCUAGCAUUCAUUCUUUCUCUUUGUUUAGAUGAGCAGGCAGAGAGUCACAGUGCUAUGCAUUGCCCAAACUGCAGAAAAAAAAACACCCAAAGCUUCGUAGUUUGUCCUGACUCAAAAUAUUCUUUGAUAGCCGUAGCUAUCAAAGAAUAUUUGACAUAAAAACAAGUCUCCUGAGUAUUCAUUUCUAUGGGUAGCUAUGUUAUUCUUCUUCUUUGUUUUAUAAUGGCAGAUCACAAACGCCUUCAAGGUGCAUACUGCCACCUACUGUAAAUGAGUGUGCAGCAUCAUUAACAAACAUGCAUCAAAUUCAGUUUUUUCUGGUAUUUGGUAUCAUGACGAUAAAUGGGUAAUGUUUUUGGUAGCUACAUUUGCGUCAUUGGUAACAUUCAUAUUUUCAACAAAUGCGCUAAAACCAAAAUAAUUUCCAGUUCUAAAGUCAAAAGAGGAAUUGCCCAAUCAGAGAUGUCUCAGGUUUCCCACUGGGACCUAUCUCUUCUAUUUUGUUAAUGUUGUGAUGUUUUUUUAAUUUGUAGUUGUAUUUUUCAAUUUGUGCCCUUUGGAGAAAAGAACCAGCACUCCUCAGGACCCCACAAGGGAAUAAGCGUGUUGGAUAAUGGAUGGACAGAUUUUUCCUUUUGUAGUUGUGUUUUGGGAUUUGUUGAUGUGUUUUGCACUUCAGGGCCACCAUAGUUUGUCUUUGGUUGAAAAACAAUCACAAAUCUUUUAACAGCUGUGUCACAAACACAGUCAGACAUCCCCAAAUGUGCUCCAAAUGUAAAUCAUUUCAACCACUGUCGGCAGGAAGACUAGAAAAAACAUUUUAAACGCCGUUAUCGACCUAGAAAUAAGAAUGAACUAAAAUCAGUGUCAGAUUUUAGCUUUACACAGGUGGAGAUCAGAUAAGCCUCAGAAUUAUGACUGGUGCAUCUCUACUUAUAAUCAAACAAGCAAAAAAUAACACAGUUAUGACAGGUCAUUUAAAAAAAAAACACAAAAAUUGUGAUCUGGUUUACAGACUACCCCAAAACAAACAGGUUCGUAUUGGACUCCAGAGGCAGGGGCCAUAUUUGUACCCCCGCUUGUGUGUGUUUCCCGCUGAGCCCCACCUUUUCGUGUCUAUCUAUCUCGAUGUCGGGAACAUUGGGCGGCCUGUCACUAUAGUGUCACUGUCCUGACAAAUAGGAUUAUAGGCCCCUAUACCAGUGAACUUUGUUUGUGCUGCUGUAAACCAAGAGGUGAUGUAAAUUGUGUCCGUUUAUUCCUGUGAGAAUGACUUUUGUAAUAAAACAAAAAAGAGAGAAAAAAAAAAGAGAGAGAAGUGGAGAAGCGAGACUCUGUUGUGUCUCACUUGUUCCCAUGAAAAAUGUACAGGGAGCUGAAGGCUGGAACUUUGUUAUUUUUUUAAUAUUCUUAUAAUUGUUUUCUUUUUGGGGCGGGGGGACUUUCAGUCUUUUUGAUUUGCUGAGUCACUCAAGAUAAACAGCACUGCAGUAUCCUAUGUGCUUCUCCUCCUUAUCUUUCUCCUUACUUUCUAUUCGUCAUCCUCUUUCUCCAUCUUUCCUCCUUGUUUCUCUUUCCCUUCUCAUCUUCCUGUGCCGCCAUUCUCUCUUUUCAAUAAGCACACACACACACACACAAACACGCACACACGCACACAUAUCUGUGUAUUAUUUUUCUCUCUUCCUUUGUGGAGCCCAAAUGUUUUCUAUGUGGUUAUCAAACAAUGCCAGACUGAAGCUGUUUAUAAAUAACAUUAAACAGAUAGUGUCCUCAAACGGC
Poecilia reticulata (guppy) is the source of this 6789-nucleotide messenger RNA. RefSeq names its product reticulon 4 receptor-like 1a (gene rtn4rl1a). Gene Ontology annotation, cellular component: plasma membrane. The record is from RefSeq and is a predicted model, not a curated record. Lineage: Eukaryota; Metazoa; Chordata; Actinopteri; Cyprinodontiformes; Poeciliidae. Gene Ontology annotation, molecular function: protein binding.